Messenger RNA from Closterium sp. Yama58-4, 2700 nucleotides. The record is from the annotation of a GenBank genome assembly. NCBI's taxonomy places the organism in Eukaryota, Viridiplantae, Streptophyta, Zygnematophyceae, Desmidiales, Closteriaceae.
AUGCAGCCACCGCAAACUUGCCUAAUCUCGCUACAAUCAGCCAUCUCAUCACAUCACUCCUCUCAUCACUCUCUCCUCUCAUCACUCUCUCCUCUCAUCACUCUCUCCUCUCAUCACUCUCUCCUCUCAUCACUCUCUCCUCUCAUCACUCUCUCCUCUCAUCACUCUCUCCUCUCAUCACUCUCUCCUCUCAUCACUCUCUCCUCUCAUCACUCUCUCCUCUCAUCACUCUCUCCUCUCAUCACUCUCUCCUCUCAUCACACUCUCCUCUCAUCACUCUCUCCUCUCAACACUCUCUCCUCUCAUCACUCUCUCCUCUCAUCACUCUCUCCUCUCAUCACACUCUCCUCACUCUCUCAACACUCUCUCCUCUCAACACUCUCUCCUCUCAACACUCUCUCCUCUCAACACUCUCUCCUCUCAACACUCUCUCCUCUCAACACUCUCUCCUCUCAACACUCUCUCCUCUCAACACUCUCUCCUCUCAACACUCUCUCCUCUCAACACUCUCUCCUCUCAACACUCUCUCCUCUCAUCACUCUCUCCUCUCAACACUCUCUCCUCUCAUCACUCUCUCCUCUCAUCACUCUCUCCUCUCAUCACUCUCUCCUCUCAUCACACUCUCCUCUCAUCACUCUCUCCUCUCAACACUCUCUCCUCUCAUCACUCUCUCCUCUCAUCACUCUCUCCUCUCAUCACACUCUCCUCUCAACACUCUCUCCUCUCAACACUCUCUCCUCUCAACACUCUCUCCUCUCAACACUCUCUCCUCUCAACACUCUCUCCUCUCAACACUCUCUCCUCUCAACACUCUCUCCUCUCAACACUCUCUCCUCUCAACACUCUCUCCUCUCAUCACUCUCUCCUCUCAACACUCUCUCCUCUCAUCACCCGCUCCGCACAGAUCCCUCGCCAUCCCUCUCCACUCCCAUUCAUCCCUCUCUCCUCCCGCCCUCUCUCGUCCCGCCCUCUCUCCUCCCCUCUCCCCCACUUUGUCCCUCCACCCCCCCCCACCAGACCAUCAUCAGCAGCAUCGUGUUCCCCAUUGCUAUGGACAGUGACGUCACCGUGACUCUAAUCUUCUUCCCGCCUCUGGACGACCCCACCUGGGUGAACGAGCCGGCCCGGUCCCAGAAGACGAGGAUCCGCAAUCUCUUUGACUCGCACAAGCUCUCGCUGGGCUCUGCCAUAGGCCCGUACACGAUCAAAGGCUUCUAUGGCCCGGAUGACCCGCCUGCCAACGUCACAUCACCGGCACCACCAGCGUCAGAUGGGAUUUCAAUUGCAGUGGUGGUUGGUAUAGUGGCAGCAGGAGUGGCGAUUCUUGCCCUGCUGCUCGUGGGGCUUACCUGGCUGCUGCUGCGCCGUCAGAAGAAGCGAGACUGGUGGGGGAAGGAGGACUAUGAGGCGAUAGAGGGCCUAAAUUUGGUGGGCGUGGAGCGAUUUAAACUGGCACAGCUGGCAGACGCGACCCAGGGGUUCAAAACGCUGCUGGGGGAGGGCGGAUAUGGCCAGGUGUACCACGGACAGUUGCCUUCGGGGGAGAAGGUGGCAGUAAAACGGGCCAAGCCAGGCGUGCAGGUGAACGGCAAGGAGUUUCGCAACGAGAUAGAGCUGCUGUCGGCAGUGCGGCACCGUAACCUCGUGCUGCUGAAGGGCUUCUGUGUGGAGGCAGGGGAGCAGCUGCUGGUGUAUGAAUUCAUUGAAAAAGGCACUUUGGAAGACAUUCUAAGAGGAAAAUCGGGCAUCCACCUGACAUGGCAGCAGCGGCUGGACAUGGCAUGUGGAGCAGCCAGGGGUUUCGCGUACCUGCACCAUCAGAUCAAGCCGCCCAUCAUUCACAGAGACGUGAAGACGGCCAACAUCCUGAUCACAGCAGCAGGGGAGGCCAAGGUGGCAGACUUCGGGAUUUCCAAGGCAGUGAUGGAAGGGGAGCAGAUGGACACACAGGUCAAGGGGACAGUGGGCUACCUGGACCCCGAGUACUACAUGUCAGAUCUGCUGACCGAGAAGAGUGACGUGUUCAGCUUCGGCAUCGUGCUGCUGGAGAUAGCCACGGGUCUCCGGCCAAUCAGCGACAACCAGCACAUCCGUCAGCUGGUGAUCAAGCGCGUCAUGGCAGGCGGCAGAGGCGCCACCAGUGUCAUUGACCCUGCUCUGCUGAGGCAAUCCCAAGGGGCCAACUUUGGCGGUAUUCCCGAGGAGGUGGAGGUGACGUUUGAGUGGUUUCUGAAGCUGGGCAUGCGGUGCAGCGCCAGGCUGUCGCAGGACCGCCCCACCAUGCAACACGUGGCCGCUGAGCUGGACGCCAUGCGGGCGAGAGUUAUCCAGAUUGUGAGGCUCCGAGGAGGAACCAAUGGUGCCAGUACUGGCGUUAUUACCACUGGUGCUUCAAGCACUGCUUUCAGCACGGGGACCAGUGUGGUUAGUGAGGAGCAAUUUUGGGAGGACAUGGCAAACGAAGGGGCUCUGGUGCCGGGGUUCGAUAACGACGAUGAGAAGGAGAUGGAGUAUGGGCAGGAGAUUUAUGACAAUAUGACGCGAGAGAAGGGUGAGGGGCAGGGAAGGCAGGGAACCAGAGGGGUUUCUGGGAGUGUGAGCACUGGAGGGUACACGAGCAGCAGCAGUGAGGGUGUGUGGCGGGCGGGGGGGUCGACGACGGGUUGGACAAGUGACAGUGCCCCGAGCAGGGAAAUAUGA